AUGGGAUUUUUGAGUGGUGUGCUUGGUGCGGUGAAAGAUGAUGAUGCAGUUAAAACGUAUUAUCCUGUAGAUAAAAUGACUGAAACACUCAAAAAAAUUAAAAACAGUAUGCACAAUCCUGGCGGAUUGUCUGCGGCCGUUGAGGCUGUGAGCGAUGCGCUGGGGGAGUGGGAUGGAGAGCUUCAAAAGAAAAUUGAUAAAAUUGUAAAAGAUGGCGGUGAAGGCACUUUAAAAGCAUUGAAAGAUAGAAUUGGUGACAAUAUUGUGGCAGUUCAACAGUUGAACACUCAUUCCCUGGAUAUUGUGAUUGACAAGAUGGCGUCCACGGUAGCUGACGGUUUGGAAGAAAAUCUAAAAAUAAUUGCCGAAGCCGUCAGAACACUUGAUGGCCCUCUGCAAACAAAAAUCUGGUUAGAUUUUGAGAAAAUUAAAACCGAAGUCUUGACCAUUAGAAAAUCGUCGACAAGGGAUGAAUUUCAUUUACGUGGACUAGUAAAGCACCUUAGUAAUAAGCUUAAUAUGUUGAAAGAUAAUAUUCACAAUGUCGUGGAAACGCAGACUGAAAAGCUAGAGAAGUCGUUGAAAGCGAAUAUAAGAAUGAUUCAUGAUCAAGUGUUGCAUAUCAAUGAAUUGCUUAUGCAAUACGUAUUGGAGUUGACGCAGUGGGUAAGCAAGGCCGAUGAAAUUAUUGAUGGCACCUUACAGCAAGUAGGGAAAAUAUUGAAAGAGGUAGACGACAACAAAGGUGCUAAGUUGAAGAAUGCAAUUAUAGCAGCCGCAUUGCAAUCGAAACAGAAGGCGGAUGCUCUUCAGAGGGCAGGUAGCGCGGCUGCGGAUAGUGUUGAGAGAAAAGUUACCGCGGCGCUUUCGGAGGUUGCUAAAACGAAUCUAGCUCUUAGAGAUAAUUUAAAUGGGUUGAAAGUUGAGCUCCAGAUGCUUAUUGGCGGGUAUUUUAGUAAGUACGUUGAAGAAGUUCAAAAGAAAGUUAAGGCAAUCAAGGGGGAUGGAGAAGAAAAAGGACUGGGGGGCAUUAAUGCAAAAGUUAUGGAGUAUGUCACUCAGUACGGUAACGAGGAUACGUUCGGAAAAAACAUUGGGGAGUGGGUUGGAAGCAUAUUGGACACAGACGAGAUGGCGAAGUAUUGGUUUGGAAGGUAUGUUAGCGCGAACACAGAGCAGGUGAAGGUAGGCAUCAGUAGUCACAUAUAUAACGAAUUUGUUCGGGAUGCAAACGGUGUUCUCAGAGUCGACGCGACUGAAGUGUCCACAGCAUUGGCAAACAUCCAGUCGUUUCUUACCACAUUUGCUGCUACAGUUGAAUCAAAAGUUAGGCAAGACCAAAUUGUAGAAUUCGCUGAACAGAUGCAUCGAGCAUUGCAAGCACGACACGGUGUUGCUCUCACUGGCAACGCUACACAUCUUCAAAACGCCUUGAAAUCAAUUUUGCCAGCGAUCGCGUCAAUAGCCAAAAAGUUUGGUUCGCAAAUCCAGGAACUGGUGGAUGAUUGUUUGAUUGGCAACGUCGACGAGGCGCUUGAAGUAACUGACGAGUUACUUAAUGGUUUCACCGACGCGCUUAAACCUGCGCGAGAAAAUGCAAAUGCCGCCACCGAUCCCUUCAACCCAUACACCUCCGGCUCUAGCCAGACACCUAAACUUGGAGACAAUAUUGCAAAAACUAUUGACGGCAUACUGGAAAAGGAGAUCGGACAAACUAAUAAUGGUAAUGCGCCGGGUAAAGUGGAUAUGAACACUGAAAAAACGUUUCGCAAUUAUAAUAGUUUCAUACAACAGGAUAAGAUUACGAGUGAUAAGGCGACGCUGACCGGCGAGAAGGAUAAACGAGAAGGAUCCCUCCCCGCGGCGAUCGGUGAUAUUGAGAGAGAGGUGAAGACUGCUUUAGCAACAAUAGAUGGCCUUAAGAGUGAUGCUUUCAAACAGUACCAAUACGUAACGCAAAAUCUAAGCAGUCUUUGCAAUAAUAUUGAAAAAGCGGCAGGUAGCAGCAUUGAAAGUGGGCUGCAGAGCGUUUUGACAUCGUUUAAAGAAAAGCAAAUUUCGAGAAACGAUUCAACAGAAGGUCUAGCAAAAAUGAUUGAAGAGAUUAAAUUGCUGCAAAAGAAUCAAGUUGUCAAACUAGGAAACGCUGUAGGGUUAUUGUUUACAGACACCCUCCCAGAUGUUGUGAAACAGUGUAGGACAUUCUUAUGGAUCCAUUUGGAUGAACAAAUUACCCACUCCAUCAACAGCAUCAAAAAGGACGCCCUCAAUCGAUAUGUCAUGUUGAAAAGGAGGGAAUUGAAUGAACUGCAGACUUUCGUCGAGAAAAUGCGUAUGUCUAUGCAGAAUAUCGUAGACCUAGAUUCAGUGACUAGCGUUAAAGGUUUGUUGAAAGUUGUAAGAGGAUCUACUUUUGAUGUGCAAAACAACAUCCCUCAAUUUUACGGAAGUGAAGAUCCUACGUUGCUUACAAAUGUCAAAGAAGCUGUGUUUCCGACAACUCUUCAACCUCUGCCGGAAAGGACAAUAAAAGAACGGCUUGUUGCAUUAUCUACCGCUCUCAACAACUAUGUCAAACCAAUAUUAGACUACAUUCACAACCAAGUGAACCAGCUAACCAAACCUCCAACCAACCCCCCGCCCACCGACCAACCCACCGACCAACCCACCGACCCAGCCAAACAGCUAACCAAAAUCAAAACUGACUUCGACGAAUUACUUGAACAUCUUAAAAAUAAUUCUGAUAAGACUAGAAUUUAUAAUUACGAUCAUCCUUUCACCGAAAAACUUGCCUCCCUCAAAAACGCCACUAACGAUUUAUCCCCCUCCCUCUUCGCCAACCCCCGGCACCCGGAGCUGCUCGAUGCGGUCAGAGCGGGGCUGGAGGGGCUUGUCAAGGAGAUGGAGCGGGUGUAUGUGAACGGGUAUGAUGGAGGUGAUACAAUUAAAAGAUGGACACAUAGGGAAACUGGAGAUGUAGAAUUAACGGCUGAUGGCCGAAAUGGCGCAAAAAUAUUUUUGAGCAUACUCGAGAUACUUUUCCAUGAUUUGUCAAAACUGUUACAAGGAUGUGUUCCUCGUGGUGAUUCUCAUGGUAGAAAUAUACGCCUGAAUGACAUAAGCAACGACGGUAAUCAAACCAAAAACCCCCUUGGUAAAUGGCUGCACGAACGUGGAUACACGGUGUCAGACGAUGAGCGUACUCAAAACGGGGAGUUGGACAGAAGAAAGAACGGUAAGCAAAUCAUGGAGUUAUAUUUAAAAACAAUUAUUGGCUCUAAUAACGCGCACCUUACCACCUGUAAACCGAAUGGAAAAACGAAAGACUUUCGCACCUUGGACAUUCUUAGUUGCCUCGUCGGCCACCUUAAAACAUUUUACGAAGUAUGCCACCUUCGCCAUAUUAGCAAACCCAAAGCACCGCGUAAUAUCAAUGAAAUGCUUUACUGGGUCUGCGGUUUAUGUCAUCAUCCAGGACUCUAUUCAUUAAGGUUGCACGUCAUGGAAUUGUUCCCUAAGCCAAAGGGGAAGGAAAAGAUGACACAUAAAGAGAUUGGAUCCGCGAAUUUGACAUUGGAUGUUCAGACAGAGGCAGACAUUACAGCACGGGCACUUGACGCGAAACUGCUACCCAUUUGCGGAAACUCCCAUGAUAUCCUCGUUGCCAUCCUCGGGUACGGUAACGCCGAAGGCCGCUAUGCGUGCGAAUUUCGUAUCAACCCUGAUGGUCUGUCGUAUCCAGCAGAUCCCGCGCAAUGCUUAGACAUGUUGCUAGACAUACUCCGCCGAUUGUUCUUGCAGUUCAGGUAUUUAUCCAAACGCUGCAGUGUAGCUGCUGAACACCACGGUUGGAGUGAGUGUCAGUACGGCAAAGAAAUUCCGACUACCAAAUCGCACUGCAACAACGGAUUAACAGACCAACCAAGGAGCCAACCAAACACUCAACCAAAUUGUCAACCAACGUGCCAAGCAACGUGCCAGGUAAAUUGCCAACCAAAUUGUCAAUCAACUUCCCCUCUAAUGUCAUUGCUAAACGAUUGCCUACCGGGCCACCUACCGCAUAUAUUGGAAUCCGUUGGCUGCAAAGCUCAAUGUAGGACGUGCUCUCCUAGUAACAGUGGUAAGCCAUGCCUUACGCCCUUCGGUUUCCGUGCCUUCACUGGAUCCACCAAAACGGGCAAGUUCCUAUGCUCCGUGCUCAAAACUUUCCUAAAUAAUGAUUAUGUCAAAUACUUGUGCUGUCUUCAGCCCAAGCCUCCCAAGACGUUACCAGAACAUUUCGGUUUUGCGUUGUCGCUGGUUAAGGGAUGGUCGAAUAUCUCUAAGUUGUCCCAGAAUAUGAAAAGUAAAUACAGUUUCCAGUCGUCAUUUGAAUCACGCGUACGUGAUGUCUCCCUUAAGUUAUAUCCCGAUUCCUAUGAACUAACCAAAACAUUGAUGAAAGCGUACGGUUCACAGGCUGUUUUGCAUGAAGAUUGCAAGCAUCCGCACCUUGUCAAUUUCACCAGCUCGGAAAUAUGUCGUUACGAUGCUGCAGAUGUAGCCUGCGCUCCCUACCUUCAAUCGUUAUGUGCAGAUUCAUAUGAAUACAUGGCCAUCAACAACUGCAGCCUGUACCUAUCGUGGGCCAUAUACCUUUCAUGGGAUUUCUGGCGAUUGCUGAACGAUUUGUACAAUGACUUCUGCAACAUAUUCUGUGCCGAUUGGGGCUGCCGCAGCUGUUUGAGAGGCGAUACGUGCAAGAAAGGAUCGCAUGGUCUCACUGACGAAAAAAGCGGGAACCCACAUUGCCAGUGUUCAUCAAUAGUGGAUUGUAAGGGCGUGUCGCCGACGCUGUACCGAUAUGGAUUCAGUUUUGGUGAAGCUGACAAGUUGAGUAAUAACCAAUAUAAAAAGAAGUGUUCCGAUUUCUGCGGUCAGUUAAAUAAGUUGCUAAAUUCCAAAUAUUUCACUGACCUAUUCGACAAGUGCGACGAAUUCCUCUUCAAAAUCCGCGCUCCCUUCAUCUGGCUGAACGUCGCCCUCUGGCUCCUCUCUUUAUUGUACCUCCUCCACAUCAUGGUCAUCCGCUUGGACCUGCUCCACAUCAAAUCGCAUCUACAUAGUCCCUCGAGUCAUCGCAUAGCUGCUCAAUCACUACUUGCUGCUGCACGUGUUAACAAACUGGGCAAAGUGUUUUACCUGCAGCCGUAA
Messenger RNA from Babesia bigemina, 5193 nucleotides. RefSeq lists its product as hypothetical. Lineage: Eukaryota; Apicomplexa; Aconoidasida; Piroplasmida; Babesiidae. The transcript has a single exon. The coding region runs from base 1 to 5193 and encodes 1730 amino acids. The record is from RefSeq and is a predicted model, not a curated record.